AUGAAGAAUCUCCCGUUCUACGACAUCGCUCGGUGGCAGGUACACGAAACUGAAGAUGACUGCGACCUCAUUAUACAGACCAAUAACAGACAAGCCUUCUAUUGCACAGUCUUUCCGUCAAAUUUUCAGCGAUCACUCCAGCUCACAGACCAGUGGACUAAGUCUUACCGUCCAUCAGAUGUUGAGAUAUUGUACAAUCGCUCUGAAGACGUGUUAAUCAAACGACUACACAGGGUCCAUGUUGAUAGUGUAGUCAAGUGUCACUUCAAACCUUUUGGGCUCUCAUUUGGUGCAGCACGUGCAAAGAAGGAGCUUGUAACGUUAAAAAUCUGUUGCCUACACAGAGUUGUUUACGACAGGGACAGGUUAAUAGGAAUACUGUCUAUUUGGAUUAACACAAAGGGGGUGCUGUUAAAAGCAAGAGCAGAGCAGAACCCACCCGAUCUGAGGAAGCGUUGGAAAACACAGAUCAACACAUCUUUGGAGAAGCUGCACCAGAAGGGCAUCACCUGGGGCGAUGUUGAAGAUGAGAAUGUUCUUAUCGACAGGGACGACAACGCAUGGAUCAUCGACUUUGGGGGCAGUUAUACCUGUAGAUGGGUUGACAAGGAGAAGGCUGGGACACUGGCAGGCGACGCACAGGGCUUAGCAAAGAUACUCGAUAUUCUUCAGUAA
Molecule: messenger RNA, 675 nt
Organism: Colletotrichum navitas
Lineage: Eukaryota; Fungi; Ascomycota; Sordariomycetes; Glomerellales; Glomerellaceae
Exons: 2
Coding region: 1-675 (224 amino acids)
Biological process (GO): protein phosphorylation
Molecular function (GO): protein kinase activity; ATP binding
Source: RefSeq, a predicted model, not a curated record